Messenger RNA from Fusarium sp. VM40, 429 nucleotides. The record is from the annotation of a GenBank genome assembly. Lineage: Eukaryota; Fungi; Ascomycota; Sordariomycetes; Hypocreales; Nectriaceae.
AUGGCGCUGCCAAAUACACCUCCAAAGGACUAUAAAACGCCGCGCUUCCCGUCCUUGAACGUCCAGACUCUGUAUGACACCACCGACAACAAACAAUUCACACUGUUCUACAUCUUGGACGUUUGGCGCUUCACGCUACUAUGGACCCUCAUCAUAUACGCAGUUUUCCAUAUGGGCGCGGUGCUAGUCGCUAUGUUCACCCACGGCUGGAAGAAAUCAUCAUGGCGAUACCUUUGGGCGAUACCCGUCAUCUAUCUUGUUAUGGCCGGACUUGAGGCUGUCAUGGCUGGCAGCAUCGUUGGUUUAUUGCUGGGCGCUGUCUACUCUGCUGGAUACUACGAGAUGAAUACUUGGAUUCCCUGCACAUGGGGAUUUAUCAACGUGCUCGUACUCAUCAUUUCCUCCUUCUCGAUUCAAGGAGGGCUUUGA